Messenger RNA from Capsicum annuum, 2394 nucleotides. RefSeq names its product glutamic acid-rich protein. NCBI's taxonomy places the organism in Eukaryota, Viridiplantae, Streptophyta, Magnoliopsida, Solanales, Solanaceae. Bases 1332 to 2243 code for a protein of 303 amino acids. The record is from RefSeq and is a predicted model, not a curated record. The transcript has 4 exons.
CACAGCUGGCCUAUGCAUGAUUGGCUGUGGUAUAACUAAUUUAUUCUCAACAAUGUAGACAAGGACAAAACAAUAAAUUUGUACACUACAUUAUCCAGAUAUUGCUUUUGUAUUUGGGUUGUGUAUUCAUUUUGUAUGGAAAAGCUAUUGUGUGGAUUAACAUUUGGCUCCCUAUGGUGAAUUUGGGUUGGAGGCCCAAUGUUUUUCAUAAGUUCAGAAAAAGCCAAAUUUAACUUAUUAGACAAAAGUUUCUUCCGACAAUCUUUUACUGUUUAUUUCUUCGAAGAAGGCUUUUACUGUUUAUUUCUCCGAAGAAGGAUGUUGAUCAUCUAUCUUCUUUUCUGAUGAGGGGUGAAAGUCAACACCCUCCCCCUUAAGUUGGAGGGGUGUGAAACAACCCCCAACUUGCUGAUAAGUUUGUGAUGAGAGUGACCAGGGAGAGGUUUAGUGAAGACAUCGGCAAGCUGAGAGGUCGAUGGAACGAAGUGUAAGAAAAUCAGGUCAGCUAAAAAUUGUUGACGAACAAAAUGACAAUCAUUCUCCACAUGCUUGGUCCGUUCACAAAAGACGGGAUGUUUUGAUAUAUGAAUUGCAACAAGGUUGUCAGAGUGCAGCGGAAUUGGAAAAGCUAGAGAAAUAGUAAAAUCAGUCAAUAGACGAACGAACCAUGUUAGCUCUGCAUCAACACGUCGCAUAGAUCUAUAUUCAGCCUCAGCCGAAGAAAGGGAGAUCAAAGGUUGCUUCUUUGAUUUCCAAGAAAUGGGUAAACUACCAAAACUGAUGAAAAAACCACUAAUUGAGCGACGCGAAUCAGGACAUGAACCCCAAUCGAAAUCACAAUAGAGAAGCAUGUCAAAAGAAGUAUUUGGGCGAUAGAGAAGACCAAGUCCAGGAUUCCCCACUAGGUAACGUAAACUAUGACAACAGCUUGAUAGUGUGGUAUACGAGUUGCAUAUAUUGACUCAGAUGCUGGACUGCAAAACACAAAUCAAGAAGUGUGUGGGUAAGAAAGAUAAGCUUUCCAUUCAAUCGGUGAUAAACAGUGGGAUCUGGCAACAAUUCACCAACAUUGGCCUAGAGUUUAUUGGAAGGCUCGAGUGGGGAAAGAGCAGAUUUCUUGUCAAGACAGUCAUAAUCAGAUAAGAGUUUCAAGAUUUUGAUAUACGAAGCUCAGCAGGGGAAAUGGUAAAUCAAUUGAAUACCCACUGCCCAUUCCCCGAUUGCUCAGAUGGUAUACCUCAAAAGGCGAUAAACUAAUCAAAGGUGAUUCAUAUUUGAAAAGAUGGAGUAAAAAGAGAGUGCACUCAUACCUUAUUCUCACAGUCCAUGAAAUGAAGCAGCACUACAUGAAAAAGUUUAAAGCAUUCACGGACGAACCGAAGGACGCAUUCAUCAAUGGCUUGAAGACCCAUCUAGAGGGUGUGACUAUCAUCACCUCAUCGGAGGAUGGUAAGGAUGGGGAUGAUGACCGAAAUUUGGGUGGAAAUGUUGUUUCAAGGCAUGUCACUCGGGGUGUGGGGACGAGUAAGUCGACAGCAUUGGGAAAGACACCGAUGAUUAAAAAUCUGAAAGAACGCAUGUUUAGGUUGGAGGAGUCGAUCAAGGACAUCGCUGAUUUUGUGAAAGAGGAGAGGCUGAGGAGAGCAGAAAAGGAGAAGCAAAAAAAGCGAGAUGAAGCUGAAGGUGUGCAGGUGCAAAGUUGGCAUUCAGCGGUGAGGGUUGUCCGCGAUAACAACAGCAUUAAAGAAGCGCUCCUUGAGGUAGCAGCUUUUGAACAGGCCUACAUCAAUUUUGAUGAGGUGAUGAUCCCUGAGAUUGCAGCUGUUGUGGAGAAGGAAAAUCUCGAUGAAGGGGAUGAAGAAAAAAAAGAAGGAAAAAAUGAAGAAGCUGUUUGUGAAGAAAAAAACAAAGCUGAUGGAUCAGCUGGUGUGCAGAAGGAGGAUCAUGAUGAAGGCAGACAGGAUGAAGAUGAUAAAAAUGAGAAAAGUGGUUCUGAAGAAGAAAGCAACGAAGAAGAUGGAGAGAAAGUAGAAGAAAAGAAUGCAGAAGAAGUAGAAAAAGAAGAGGGAGAAGAAGAACAUAAAGAAGAAGGAAAAAAUGAUGCACCAGAAAAAAAAGGCAUCGCGAAGAACGAAAACGAGAAUGAAUUUCUGAACAUAGAUGGAUUUCUUAAUGGAGUUACUCAGGACAUCAACAAGAUGCAAGUGGAAGACGAAAAUGUUGAAUGUUUAGACAAUAUUUAAUUUUUAUUUGUGGCUGAUUAUUUUUAUUAGACUAGACAAUCUUAACUUUCAACUUUCAGCUCGAGAUGUGUGGAACAAUUUUAUUUUCUAAACUGCUUUUAUAGUUUAUCAUAAAUAUCUUUCAUUUUAUAUAAUCAAAUUAUCAUUGCUU